Molecule: messenger RNA, 1581 nt
Organism: Aphis gossypii (cotton aphid)
Lineage: Eukaryota; Metazoa; Arthropoda; Insecta; Hemiptera; Aphididae
Exons: 1
Coding region: 178-1452 (424 amino acids)
Source: RefSeq, a predicted model, not a curated record
UGGUCAAGACCGGUGUGUAUAGUAGACUCGACAGGUUUGAUCAUGAAAUGCAAGAAGACUUUUUUGAACUACAUACGAAAAAUUAUAUUGACUGGUACGAGGCCAAGUUAAUACCGUUUGUGUACUCGAAGAAGGUUGACAAAGAGUUUUAAACGGGCAAUACUGUUGAAGGCGAACAUGUUGAGUAGAACACCGAAAACGCGGUUCAAUAUCGAUAAGACGACAUUGAAACUGUUAUUCGUGUUGGGCCACAAUUACCUAUCGUACGCGUUGGGACCCGCCCUGGUGCGCGAAGGUCCAGCGUUGGCGCCGGUACAGUGGUCGAAUUUGUUUUUACACGAAUUGAAUCGUUUCGAGCAGUUUUUCGUGUUGGAGAACACAUCUAUCACUUCGAAUGCUAAAAAACGUUUACCUUGGCUCACGGACGGUGUUGAAGACGACGACUUUUGUCUGCACGACGUCAGCGUCUUCGAUUAUUUCGACCGGAUGCCCGUCGACGAUCUUGAAACAUCGGACACGGAAAACGUAACGAGCCCAUGGUGUAACGUUAGUGAUAGUGACGACGACGACGACGACGACGUGCGCGAAGUACGAAAAGAGUUGAAAGGGCUCUUGCGUGAUCAACACCACAGAUGGAAGACAACGGACGAGUCCGUGUCUCGGGCAAUGAAGCGUCGUGUAAAACGCCAUGAUGAUAACUCGGAAAGUUUUAGACCAAACGAGACGUUGGACUUUAUACGAGACGCACCCGAAUCAUCGACAUCAGACACAGACACGGUCUCCGGGACGGCAACGAUCACCGUUGACGACUACAAACAUCCUAACUAUAAUCGUCCCGGCAACAACAACGACGACGCUAACGUCAAAACAGUCGUGAUCGUACCCAGUAGAAAGCGAAAACAAGACGAAUUCGAGCCGUUUACUUUAAAACACGACGAGACUGACAUACUUAUAGACGGGGUACGUACGUUCGGUGUCUUGAGCAACGGACAUUUACAGAAAAAAUCACGUUGCGGAGUGUAUUGUGCACUGUGCGCCAAAAACAAUUACAAAACUCGAAACAUAGUCGUAGACCAAAACAUGGCCGUAUCUUGUUGUUUUACGUGCAUAAAAUCGUUGUACUAUCGUAUUCGGGACAAGGUCAAUACGUUCGAAACGAUAAGGGAUAUAAUAAAGAUAAAAGUAAACGAUAGGUACAAACAGCCGUUGUUGUUCGAUUCCAACAAUGAAUUUUUGGACCCACUUUUCCCCGAAAUGCAAACUUUGUCAGACCUGUACCCGAACACGUUUAAUAAACUCUCACCAGAUUUCGGUAAAAAAUUACAAGCCCGUAAGUUUUUCGACGAAUUGUGCCGGAGAAACGCAUGGAAUUCCGGCUUCGGUGCAUUGGCUAAACAACGUAAGCGACAAAAACCAAAAGACAAACCCGUCGAAAAACCGACUGACUGUUAAAUGAUGAAAAUAAAACUACGGUAUCGGCGAAUAUUUUAAUUAUUGUAUUUUUUGUUGUUGUUUAAUUGUAAUUGUUUUUAAUUAAUUUUAUUUUUUUAUUUCUACUUAAUAAAUUUGUUGGAAAAAUUA